Molecule: messenger RNA, 939 nt
Organism: Microdochium trichocladiopsis
Lineage: Eukaryota; Fungi; Ascomycota; Sordariomycetes; Xylariales; Microdochiaceae
Product: 3-hydroxyanthranilic acid dioxygenase
Exons: 2
Coding region: 241-795 (184 amino acids)
Biological process (GO): quinolinate metabolic process; 'de novo' NAD+ biosynthetic process from L-tryptophan
Cellular component (GO): cytoplasm
Molecular function (GO): 3-hydroxyanthranilate 3,4-dioxygenase activity; iron ion binding
Source: RefSeq, a predicted model, not a curated record
CGUGGAGGCGUAACUCGACGCAAUCGGCCAAGCUCUUAAGAGGUUCCAGCGUGCAAGUGCCGUUGGCGUGAAAAUAGCCCAGUCUCUUAUCAGAUCUUAGACCUUGUCAGUGCAUCCAUCCACUCCUCUCCAGCAAUCACCUGCGACUCCAGACCGUACAAACGCAACUCCACAACCACCAACAGUUGCCUGUCGCUUCUUCUUUCCCAGAAGCUCACCUCAGACACCACCGCAAACAAAAUGUCUGUGCCUCUCGAGAACAAGGGCAGCCCUCCCGUGCCCGCGCCCCUGGCGUUUGCCUCGUGGCUGGCCACCAACCAGGAAAAGCUGCAGCCCCCCGUCAACAACUACUGCCUCUACUCUGGCGCCGACUUUGUCCUCAUGGUCGUCGGCGGCCCCAACGAGCGCAACGACUUUCACGUCAACGAGACGGAAGAAUGGUUCUACCAGCUCAAGGGCGCCAUGCUCCUGCGCAUCGCCGAGAACGGGCAGUUCCGCGACGUCCACAUCGCCGAGGGCGAGAUGUUCAUGCUGCCCGGCAACGUCCCGCACAACCCGAUCCGCUUCGCCGACACGACGGGCCUGGUCAUGGAGCGCACGCGGCCCGAGGGCGCCAUGGACCGCCUCCGGUGGUACUGCACAAAGGGCAACCACGACGAGAUCACCAUGAUCCGCGAGGAGGUGUUCCGCUGCGUGGACCUGGGCGUCCAGCUCAAGCCGCUGAUCCGGGAGUGGCAGAACAACGAGGAGCUGCGCAAGUGCCCCAAGUGCGGCGAGAUUGCUGAUGCAAUGUGAGAUUGGGGUUUGGGUAUUUUGGGGCAGUUGUGAAGAAAGGGGUUGUGUGUUGUCGUGACUUUCUUUGUUUAGCGUGGUUUCUUUCAGCAGGUCUGGUUCUUUCAUGUGUUCGCUAGCAUAAUACCACAUUCUUUGAACCGUGAA